Messenger RNA from Hyalella azteca, 1565 nucleotides. RefSeq names its product 39S ribosomal protein L52, mitochondrial (gene mRpL52). The transcript has 4 exons. The record is from RefSeq and is a predicted model, not a curated record. Bases 246 to 740 code for a protein of 164 amino acids. NCBI's taxonomy places the organism in Eukaryota, Metazoa, Arthropoda, Malacostraca, Amphipoda, Hyalellidae. Gene Ontology annotation, cellular component: mitochondrial large ribosomal subunit. Gene Ontology annotation, molecular function: structural constituent of ribosome. Gene Ontology annotation, biological process: mitochondrial translation.
GCGAAUGACUCCGGAAUCAUCGAAGUUACGGUCUUAACUCUUACGGGAGAAAAAUCGUCAAAUUUCUUUUUGGUGCAUUGUGGUAUAAUCCCGGCCAGGCCGGCCUAUACGUAUAAAACGCCGUAAAACAAGAAUUUGUAUAACUAUUUAUAUUUUAUAAAAAGCUAUUUCUUUAGUGAAAACAAAUCAUUAGGUAAUAGGUAUAUCGAUUCUUGCACUUCGUCGUAACUCGUAACAACAUCAUAAUGAUAAUGCUCCCGUCAAUGAAUGUUCGACAUCUUUUAUCAAGAACAAUUCAAUUUCAGCGAUUAACUGUGAAAAUGAGAGCUGGAGCCGUGCUGCUACAGCAGCAGUCCUAUUCCACAUCUGCUUCAAAUCCUGAGAAAGAAAAGCCCCGCUUCAGAGCUUUCAAUAGCUUCAGGACCAACCAUGGUGCCCGAAAUGCAUUGAUAGCUGAACGGGACUACUGUUUUUUGGACAGCGACCGCGACGUUCCUAUUGGUGCCAGAGAACGUUUCCGCUUGAAGCGUCAGCAUGAACUAGCGGCAGAUGUUUUGCGUCUGUUAAAAGAAAUUCAAUUUGCCAAAGAAUAUGGUGGCGUCGCAGGUGAAGAGCGGCGGGAGGAUCAACGCCGGCAGCACGUUAUUCAGAACAAACUCAAAAGCAAAGAACACAUGAAGAUCGAUCCUCUGAGCGAGGAAAUUGAAGAAAAAAAUUCCUAUACAAAAAGCCAGACCUAGUAGAACACUUUCAAAAAUAUUCUGUUAUUAUAUGUAGAUUAAAAUUUCAUGAUAUCUUUUUUUUAACCUUCUCUGGCAACUGAUGAAGUUAUUGUAGAAACGUUAUAAGGCUAAUGAACGUUUCCCACAUAGAUAGUUGAUAAAUUUAACAGGAAAAACGAAUUAAGAAGUCUCAUCAUUUGUAUAUGUAAUGUAUAUUCUAAAAUACGAUAAAAUGUUACCUAAUGAAUAGAAACCAAAUUUACUAUUGAUUCUCUUUCAAAUAAGCUAUGUCAACAUCUUUCAACAAGACUGACAACUUUGCCUUCCAUGCAUUGUACGUAGCCCUGUCGGUGGUAUAGCCCGAACCUGCUGCAAGAAAUAAUUUUCUCUUUUGGGUGUAUACAUCCGCCACACUAGGCUUCUUGAUGGUCUCGGCCACGUCUUCAGACUUAAAUUUUUUAGAAUUUUCUUGCUCGACACAAAUGUUUUCCAUAGAAAAUUUGUUUCUCAGUCCAUUUGAUAUAAACCUUGCAGCUUCGUAAAUUUUAGUCCGGGAUUUUUCCACGAGGUAGUCUGUAGAGGAUAACUGCCCAGAACUUGAAGAAUGUUCACGUGAUAAGCUUGCUACUUCUUGCGAGGCGCUCUCGACAGGCGUGAUAGUUCCGUCGAAGGGCAAAACAGACUUGAGAGCGUGAAUCAAGAUAAGGCCUUGUCGCAGGUCCCUGAAAAAAUUUUUUGAUAGAUUAAACUCGCCACUCAUCGACUUUCCCUAUCAUUCAGAUAAUGUAUCCAAUCUAUUUCACUCAGAACGCACUCCAAGGUACGUAUUAAACUGUACAACGU